UCUGUCUCUCUUUCUAGAUUUCUCUCUCUCUCUCUUUUUCUCUUGCUCGUUCACCGAAGCAGGAAGGAAGCUAAAUAGAGGAAGCCGAGCCGCGGUGAAGAGAAGAAAAGGAAGGAAAUGAGUUCUUCUCACAAUUGGUUGGGUUUCUCUCUUUCCCCUCUGGAGAUGGUGGAACCUUCUAGAACCAUCCAGCCGCCCUCCCAAACCCCACAGCUCUGCCUCCUUGAAGCCUUCACCAACAACGGUUGGUCUUGCUCAGAAGAGCAGCAGGCGACGAGCGACGGGGGCGGUGGCGGAGAUUUCGCCAUGAUGGGGGCGGCGCCCAAGCUGGAGGACUUCCUCGGCGGAGCCUCGCUGGGGAGGUUCCCCGGAGGCUCGUCGCCGGCGCCGGAGUUCCAGGGUGCCCAGCCCUACGACGCGGAUCUGAAACCUAUGGCCGUUUCCGCCGGUGGACUGGAGCACUUCCCCGCCGAGCCACAACAGCAGCAUCGCCUCGGGAGCAGCGGCCACCUGGACGGCGACGGUGGAGCUUUGCCGGUUGAGUCGGUGUCCAAGAAGUCCGUCGAUACUUUUGGUCAGAGGACCUCCAUCUAUAGAGGGGUAACAAGACAUAGAUGGACUGGACGAUAUGAAGCUCAUUUAUGGGAUAAUAGUUCCAGAAGAGAAGGGCAAACUAGAAAAGGAAGACAAGUUUAUUUGGGUGGGUAUGAUAAAGAGGAAAAGGCAGCACGAGCGUAUGAUCUUGCCGCUCUGAAGUAUUGGGGUCCGACUACCACGACUAACUUUCCGGUAUCUAACUAUGAGAAAGAGCUAGAGGAGAUGAAGAAUAUGACUAGACAAGAGUUUGUUGCAUCUCUUAGAAGGAAAAGUAGUGGGUUCUCUAGGGGGGCUUCCAUCUACAGGGGGGUCACAAGACACCACCAACAUGGAAGAUGGCAGGCGAGAAUAGGAAGGGUAGCGGGAAAUAAAGACCUCUAUUUAGGAACUUUCAGUACCCAAGAAGAAGCAGCUGAGGCAUACGACAUUGCAGCUAUUAAGUUCAGAGGUCUGAAUGCUGUAACAAAUUUCGACAUGAGCAGAUAUGACGUGAAAAGCAUAGCCAACAGUAAUCUACCCAUUGGGGGAAUCUCUAACAGGAACUGUAAGAGCUCAGACUCGUCUUCGGAUAAGAGCAUUGAAGGGAAAGCCAUGGAUGACCACGAAUCACAAGCAAGCAUCCCCUUCGCUGUAACUGUCAAGCCAGAGAACGAAUGGCCCUACUCCUCGUACCACAACACUACUCAGAGUCCUAAUGCCCCUGCCUUCCUCAAUCACUCACAGGUUGAAGCCCAUGCGGCCAUGAACUUCCCCUCGUCGUCUGGUUUCCAACAGAAUAAUAAUGGCUACCUCAACCAUGGGAUGCUGAUGCAGAAUCCGUCAUCGCCGGCCGAUUCAAUGACGCUUUCCACCGACCCUCUUGCGGCGGCAGCGGCACGAAACCUGUACCACAUGUACCAGCAGCCAUCAGGCUACAUGAGGACAAGCGGCUAUGAAAAUUCUGCUGGUUACACUAAUUGGGUUGCUGCUCCCGUGCAAUCAUUUCAAGAUUCAAGGCCCAAUCUCGGAGUUUUGCAGACACCCAUCUUCAGUAUGGAGUGAAAGAUGAAACCAUGAAGAAGAAGGUAAUAGUGGAAUGUGAAAUCACAGAUGCUAACAUGCUUAGGGCUGCAGUAUGACAUGAAUACAUCUGACCCCAUUUAGAGUUCUAGUUGCGAAAGAACAAGACUAACAAAAAAUCACACUCUGGAUCAUGUUUUUCCUUUCUUUUUUAUAGACACUCUUCGGCCUUGUCUCUAGUUUACUUUCUGAUCAGAUGUAGUAUUCCGUUUCAUUAUGUUUCGAAUUUCGUAUCUUUCUGUCCUUAUGCAAUGUAAACUCCACAGAAGAGAAAAUAAAAAGAAAGAAAUAUCAGUA
This is a messenger RNA of Nymphaea colorata (pocket water lily), 1953 nucleotides long. RefSeq names its product AP2-like ethylene-responsive transcription factor AIL5. Bases 118 to 1638 code for a protein of 506 amino acids. Gene Ontology annotation, biological process: regulation of DNA-templated transcription. The transcript is spliced from 9 exons. Lineage: Eukaryota; Viridiplantae; Streptophyta; Magnoliopsida; Nymphaeales; Nymphaeaceae. The record is from RefSeq and is a predicted model, not a curated record. Gene Ontology annotation, molecular function: DNA binding; DNA-binding transcription factor activity.